Molecule: messenger RNA, 174 nt
Organism: Puccinia triticina
Lineage: Eukaryota; Fungi; Basidiomycota; Pucciniomycetes; Pucciniales; Pucciniaceae
Exons: 2
Coding region: 1-174 (57 amino acids)
Source: RefSeq, a predicted model, not a curated record
AUGGAGAAGAUCCGGCAUCAGCCACUUGAUACACUCUGCCGUAUCGUUGUUAAAGACCCGGAGUAUAAGCGCCUCACCAUCACCAAUAAGCUAGAACUGGAUCAGGCAUACCGUGAUUACCAUGUUGCACUAUCUCGGAAACAAAGUGCGCAUCCGCGGUGGAAAUUGCUAUAA